Molecule: messenger RNA, 2717 nt
Organism: Brassica rapa (field mustard)
Lineage: Eukaryota; Viridiplantae; Streptophyta; Magnoliopsida; Brassicales; Brassicaceae
Source: RefSeq, a predicted model, not a curated record
UUGGUCACAUCAAGCUUGUGAAUGGGCAGGUUCUCAGUGAUAGUCUUGUGCUAGAUGAUGCCGAGAUAGCUGCAUCAAGCCGCGUCAUGCUUCAUGUUCAGACACAUGAUGGUCCGGUGAUGAAGUUGUACCUAUGGGACAAGGCUGCCUCAGACUUUAGUGAGAAAUUUAAAGCAUCUGGAGGAACUGCACGUGUUGUUUUGGUCACUACUUUAAACCCGAAACGAUAUGGAGGUGCCCUAGCUCUCUCCUCUAUGGCGCCAUCGCGUGUAUUUUUAGACACUGAUGUUCAAGAAACCAAAGAGUAUCUCGCUUGGAUGGAAGCGAACUUAGCUGUUGCCAACAGAGUGAAUGCAGACGUUGUCACUAAGACUGAGACAGUUACUAUUGGCGAGCUCUUUUCCUAUAUGAAGCAAGAAGAUGCCAAGGUUGCUUGGUUUGAGUGCAUAGCAACCAUUGGUGAUGUUGCGCUAGGUUCACCCUGGUAUUACAUAGGCUGUGGUGUGUGCCACACUAAGGCAACCAAAGGGCCUACCACUCUUAUGUGUAAGAAGUGUGGGAAAACCAAUAUUGUUGGUGUUGCACAGUACCUGGCCAAGAUCUCCGUGUAUGAUAAUGCUGAUCAGGCGUCUUUUGUGCUCCUCGGUGAUGCUGGACAUGAGUUGGUCGGAAGGAAAGCUUCAGAGUUGGUUGCAAGAUAUUUUGAGGUAAUUACAAACCUGUGUGCCCCUGGUUUUGAAACUGUAUUUUCCAAGAUCGUUAGAUAUAUAUAGUGACAAUUGUUUAAUGUAUGUUAGGGAAAUGAGAAUGUAGAAGAUGGCCACUUCGUUCCGGUACCUCAGGCUCUUAUUGAUACCAUUGGACAGACUCGCAAAUUCAUUGUGAAAGUAUCAGAUCACAAUUUGACUGGUAAGACCCAAACUCUGACUGUGACAAAGGUCCUCACCCCAGAAGUCCAAGAAGUUGAAGGCAAUUUAGAAGAGAAUAUGAUUGUACCAGAAGCCCAGGAAACUUUGCAGAAGGGAGUUGCUGAUGAUGAGCAUGUGGGCGUUGGCAUGGUGAAAAGGGCUGCUGAUGAUGUUGAGGCAGAAGAUCCCAAACGAGCCAGAUGUGGCUAGGAUGUGUUGAAUCUUAGUUUUAUGGUUACUAAAACUCUAAGCUUUGUUUUUUUUUUUUUAUCUCAGACUUUGUUUUGCAACAUUAACUAUCUUUUUUAUAAUCUAUUUUGUCUCUCCUUAGUGUUUUUUCCAUAAUUUUGAUGUUUGAACAUUUUAGUUUUUUAGAAUUGAUGCUUUUACGAAUUAGGUGGACUUGUGAACUUUGAGUUCUCGAAACCAAAGAAGUCACAUAAUGUACCAAUAAAGAUUUAUAAAGCACUUACGGUUUUGGUUUGAGAAAACAUGUACAUCAUACAUCUUUACUUAAAAAAAAACGAAAAAGAAGAGAUGACACGGUUGGUUGUUUAUAUAACACCAUGAGAAUACCACAAAAAUAAAUAGAGAAACAACUUAAAAACCUAAAUGUGAACCUUAAGAUUUUGUUCGAAUAUAGGAAUUAAGUUUAGAACAACUUUGAAAUCAGCCUUUACAGUUAGUUCUUAACCAAAAAUUGUUAGAUUUUUUUUCUGUUAAUGUCGUUUCAAUUUGAUUAAUUGGUUAACAUAUUGGCUGUUUUCUAGCCAUUUUUUAUAAAUGAUUUCAAAAUUUAUCAUAAAAGUGAUGUAUACAUGAGUAUUGAUUUUAUAGAAAGAACUGUAUUUUAGUAUUUUUUAUUAAUGAUUCCAAAAAUUAUCGUAAAAGUGAUGUUUACUACAUAUAAUAGAAGCUGGAGUACAUCAUGUAUAUGUUUUAAUAAACAUAUGAUAAACUAUUUUAAUAAGAACGAAAUGUAAAAUAUUUAUCUAUAUAGUCAAUGAUAUAAAAAUUCAUAUUAAAAUGUUAAAUAACUAUACAAUUAGAGUUUUGUCGGUAAGACAAUUGUAGUAUCAUAUGAACUCCUUCUUCUUUGUAUGAAUGAUAGAUCUUUUGUUUGCACUCGCGACCUACUAAUUUUACAUAAAUAGUAUAUACAUUUAUUAUCAAUUCAAACACCAUUAGAAUAAAUUAUUUUUAUUUUUAUGAAAUAUUUAAUAAUUACUAAAUAUUAAUUUUUAAUUUAUGAUAAACUUUUUAAAAUAUUUUUCUGCACUAUCUAUUACUGUAUUAAAUAUUAUAAACACUCACAUAUUACGAAUACAUUACCACUGUUUAUAAAUGAGUCCAAAAUUUAUCAUAAAAGUGAUGUAUACAUGUGUAUUGAUUUUUUGCUGUAAUUAUAAAAUAUUAUAGACAACUACAUAUAUAUGAAAAAUAAAAAAAAACAUUUUAGUAAUACUAAUUGUAAAUUUUGUUCUGGUAGCACUAAUCUGUGAGGAAAUACAUAUUUAACUGUCUGGCUAUUACAUAUUUUGUAGGACCAAGGUGAUCUUAAAUUAUUUUCUAUAUAACACAAUAUAAAUUAUUUUUAGACAAUGAUAAUUAUCAAAUCAAUAAAAUUUCUUUUUAGUUAAUUGUUAAUUAUAUAUACUAACAAAUCUAUUUAUUUAUUAAGGAUAAAAAUCUUUUAGUUGCUUUAACAUCAAAUAUGAGAGUUCAGAGGAAAAAAAAACACUUUACAAAUUACAAUAUAAAUUAUUAAAAUAAAUAUAAAUUAAUUAAUUAAAUAAAAAUUUAAUUAUA